Salvia hispanica is the source of this 975-nucleotide messenger RNA. RefSeq names its product protein FAR1-RELATED SEQUENCE 9-like. Lineage: Eukaryota; Viridiplantae; Streptophyta; Magnoliopsida; Lamiales; Lamiaceae. Gene Ontology annotation, biological process: regulation of DNA-templated transcription. The record is from RefSeq and is a predicted model, not a curated record.
AUGUGGAUACCGGCCUACUUCAGAGAUUUCCCACUCGGUCCGAUGAUUAGGACUACGUCUAUAUCAGAAUCUGAAAACAACUUCUAUAAAAAUUUUAUGAAGCCCCGAGCGAACCUUGCCGAAUUAUACUUGUAUUUCAACAAUGCUCUGGACUUUCAGCAGAACGCUAGAACAAAGCUGGACUACAACGAUGCUACUUCCGUGCCCAUACUGGCCACUAAGUUAGGUUUCGAGAAACAUGCUGCAACGAUUUACACAGACAGUAUAUUCAGGAAGAUACAAGAAGAAAUUGUUGAUGGUAAUGACAGAUGCCGUGUACUUGGUUUUUCACCAACAGAUAUGAUUGACACCUACAAGCUUGGGGAUAGCCGACGGAAUUCGUAUUCCGUUAGUCACGACAAGACUGACGAUUCAUACUCGUGCGACUGCAAAUUGUUCGUGGCAAACAUUCCAGAGAAGUACUGCGACAGCCGAUGGAUGAAGACUCCCUUAGCCAAGGCUGUACAUGGACUUCUUGAUGUCACCGUAGAUACAAGGUCCACUGUUGACGAUAGGCAGACUGUAUCAGAUCAAGGGAUAUCACUGUUCUACGGUUUUAUUCGACGAUUCGAGACGGACAUUGACGUGCUUCAUGCAUUCGUAGGUGGUUUGGAAGAACUUGGUAAUUCUCUUCACGCUGGAACUCCUCCAAUGUCGGCCUUUGAAAAGAGGCGCAUGCUUGAAGAGUUUUAUGGAAUGCCAAAGCCUGAAGUAGUAGAGGUCCAUCCUCCGGAUGUUGUGCAGACCAAGGGUCAUGCUAGCAGCUCCGCGAGCCGACUGAUUUCAAAGAGAGAAAAGGCUAUAAAGGAUGCUACUAGGCCUCUUAGAUGUUGUAAGACGUGCGAUGAGUUGGGCCAUCACGACUCUAGAAACUGUCCAAUGCUUAAAGAGAUGGCGAAGGAGAAAGAGCUUAGUAAAGGCAAGAGGAAAGCUUGA